AUGGUGCGCGGGAAGGAGUUCGGGCGCGGGCGGUACGGCGUGGUGCGGCCGUGCGUGCACCGCAAGACGGGGCGCGUGCUGGCGUGCAAGCCCGCACCCUCCCUCACACCCUCCCCCGUACCUCCCUCCCCAUCAGCGCACUCCCUCCCCGACCUUCUCCCCCAUCCCCCAUUGCACCCCCCCCGCUCUCCCUCUCCCGCGCUCUCCCGCUCCCCCGCUCCCGCGCGCGCGCAGGAGGAGCAGCAGGUGGAGGAGCUGCGCACGGAGAUGGCGGUGAUGCGCGCGGUGGUGGGGCACGCGCACAUAGUGGAGGCGGAGGCGGUGUACGAGGACGACGAGCACGUGCACAUGGUCAUGGAGCUCUGCCAUGGCGGGGACCUCUUUGACCUCCUCGCGCGCUCCGACCACCUCUCCGAGAGCGACGCGCGCCACAUGUUCAGGAAAAUAGUGGACGCGGUGGGGUACUGCCACGGCAAGAGCAUAGUGCACCGCGACCUCAAGCCCGAGAACAUUCUUCUGGCCGACGCCACCGCGCUCAACCCCAAGCUCGCCGACUUUGGCCUCGCUGUGCACCUGCCCCCGGGCGCGCGCGCAGUGGGGCUGGCAGGGUCGUCGUUCUACAUGGCGCCGGAGGUCGUGCAGGGCAUGGCCUACUCUUUCCCCGCUGAUGUCUGGAGCUUAGGAGUGCUGCUCUACAUCAUGCUCUCAGGUGGGCGGUGGUGUGACAAGGUGACUUGUGAGUCGACUCAGAAGGCGGGCAGUGGGGCUGGCAGGGUCGUCGUUCUACAUGGCGCCGGAGUCGACUCUAAAGGCGUGCAGUGGGGCUGGCGGGCGGGGUCGUCGUUCUACAUGGCGCCGGUCCCGGAGGUCGUGCAGGGCAUGGCCUACUCUUUCCCCGCUGAUGUCUGGAGCCUCGGCGUGCUUCUCUACAUCAUGCUCUCAGGUGGGUGGGCGCUGGGACGCUCCCAGGUGGGCUGUGUCACUGUCCCUGUCCCUGCUCUGCUCCUAGCCUCAGCUGUCGCGCAAUGCAAACUGGCUCAGCUGAUGUCUGGUCUGGAGCCUCGGCGUGCUACUCUACAUCAUGCUCUCAGGUGGGCUGUCCUCUGCUCCCACCUCGCAUCGCACCGCUCUAACGUUCCCUGCCCUCUCGCGCCAUGCCCGCCCGCCCUCCCUCCUUGCACGCCUCUCCUCUGCCCAACCCCCCAAUCCCCCCCCCCCCCGGUGCCCCCCCCUCUCGCCAGUCAUCCCACCCUUCGUUUGAAACGUCUCAGCACUCUCCCCUGUCCACCCCCGCAUUGCCCCCUUGCGCUUCCCCCCCGGCCAGGCAUCCUGCCCUUCAUUUCAGACGUCCCAAACCUCUCCGCUGCCCGCCCCCGCAUUUCCCCCCUGUGCUGGCCAGGCAUCCUACCCUUCUGGGGCGAGACGGUGGAGGAGACGUAUGAGAGCACGGUGGAGGAGACGUAUGAGAGCGUGUGUCAGGGGUACUUAGACUUCACCUCACGGCAGUGGCAGCUCAUCUCGCCCGCAGCCAAGGAUCUCAUACAGCGCAUGUGCUCGCUAGACCCCCAGCACCGCCCCUCCCUGCACCACGUCCUCUCCCACCGCUGGCUCGCUGUUGCUGCUGCUGUUUCGACUGCCGGUGGCGCUGCUUCGUCCUCCUCCUCCUCCUCCGCCUCCUUCUCCUCCUCCUCGCUCUCCCCUGCUCCCUGCAAGCUUGCUCUUGCCCGUGCCGGCUCUCUUUUCUCCCCUUCUGUCUCUGCCGCUGCUGCCGCUGCUGCUGCUGCUGCCCUUGCUGAUUCUGCUGGUGAUGGGGUUGACGCGGACGAAGCGGUGGGUGUAGCGGCGGUAGCAGCAGGCGCUGCUGCUACAGCCACAGCUGGUGCCGCUGAUGCGGCUGCUGCUGCUGGUGGUGGUGGCGGUACCGGUGGUGCCGGUGGUGGUGCUGUUGGUGCGGGUUCGAGCGCAAGCAAGUAUAGGAGAGCGCAGCCGCGGGGAGAGAUGGCAUUGAAAAGGCGGGUGCUGCCUCUACGAUCCAAGAGCGGUAUUGAUAGUGCUCUCAUGUCCGCUGCCUGGAGAGCGCCUGACAGGGUUGAUAUUGGUGGCGGUGCCGAUGUGCGUGCAGAGGAAGGGAAGGCGGAGGAUGGGGAGGAGGACGGGGAGGAGGGGGAUGAAGGGGCGGAGGAAGGGGAGGACGCGGGGGGUGAGGGGGGGAUGAGUGGGGAUGGGGAAGGGCGUGGUAGGGGAAGGGAUGGUGCGUGGGGUGGGGGGGCGGUAGAGGGUGAGGAUGGGGGGGAGGAUGAUGGGAUGGAAGAUGCGGAUGAGAGGACGGGUAGUGGGAGGAGGAGGAGGGUGGGCGGGAGGAGAGGAGCGGCAGGUGGAAGCAGAGCGGGGCGGGCGAGAGGGGUCAGUGGCAGCAGUGUUGGUUUAACUGCAGGAACAGCAGCUGCUGCUCACGUCUCCCCACGUGGAACCAGUUCUGCUGCUUCCUCUGCUUCUUCCUCUGCUGCCACGGCAGCGUUGAAUGCGGGGCCGAUGGAGGCUCGAGCAGGCAGUGCAGCAGUGUUGGCAGCAGAAGCGGAGGGCCUAGGCUGUGGCACGCCAAGGUCGGGGGGGCGAUCAGGGAGAGGGGGACUGGGUGCUGUGGACAUCGCUGGGGAAAGGGCUGGGGUAGACAGGGGUGGAAGGGAAACCAGGGGUGGGGAUGCUGAGGCAAGCGAGGGCACAGGGGUGGCAGCAGCUGGUGCAGCUGAUGGUGGUGGUGUUGGUGGGGUGUGGAGUCGGGGGGAUGAGAGAAGCAGGGAGGCAGCAGGUGCUGAUGCGCGGGGUGGCACUCGAGGCAGUGGCGGUGAGGAGAGACGAGGCAGUGCCAGCAGUGGUGCCUCUCCUGACCCUGCACCACCCAACGCAUCAGCAACAGCAGCAACAGGGGGAGGCGGCUCACCACAGGACAGUACAGCAGCAGCAGCAGCAGCGGACGGAGAGCAGGACGAAGGCGGGUCCUCCUCCUCAUCCUCGUCACAGCCGCGGCGGCGCCCCACGUACCAGCACAUCAGCAGCAUAGGCUCGUCCCGAGCAGGCAGGCGCGUGUGCGCGCCCGUGCAGCGGCCACGCACAGCAGAAACGAGGCCUGGAGGGGGAAUGGGGGGAAUGGGGGGAGUGGGGGGAGUGGGGGGAGUGGGGGGAGUGGGGGGAGUGGGGGGAGUGGGUAGGCGGGGAGGGAGCGCGCUUGCUAGUGGCAUUGGAGCGUCGUAUUUGGGGAGCUCUCCGCUCUCCCCCUGCUCUGUGCGCUCGCCUGGGCAGCCGGGCGGGGGUGCGGCUGCUAGGCUUGUUUCGCCACCGAGAAGACCGGGGCAGGGGCAGCAAAGGCAUUCCAGUGAAAGGAUAGCGAUUGGCAAGGGGCAGCACACAGGAGGGGUGCAUGCAGGGGGAACGCUUGGGGGGGGCGCGCAUGGGGGGGUAACGCAUGUGGGGGGAGCGCACAGGAUGGAAGAGGAGCGUGUGGGUGGAAGAGGGGGGCGGAUAGGGGGGGGAGGGCUGGCAGGUGGGGGGAGAGGGUAUGUCGGGGGAGGGGGGACGCAUACAGGAGGAGGGGAAAGGACAGGUCCGUCUGCUUUGAUAAACCCUCUACGGAGGGCUAGUAGUGGGGUAGUCGGUGGGGUUAGUGGUGGGGUAAGUGGUGGGACGAGUGCAGGGGGUGGUGUGGUGCUUGGGGUAUCCGGAGUUGGGGGAGGGAGAGGUGGCAAGGCAGGGGGGCGGAUGGGUGGCAGGGGCAGAGGGAUGGUAGGAGGAGGAGGAGGAGGGGUGGAUGCGAGGGGUUUACAGGAACGAGAGAGGGUCGGAGAGGAAGGGCGGCUGGAAGAGAGACGGCACGGGAUCGUGGAGAGUGGUGGUGCUGCUGCUGCUGCUGCUGCUGGUUACACCAGCAGCAGCAGCAGCAGUGUGGGCAGCGGUGCAAUGAGCAGCACGGGUACCAUUGCGGGACAGCGAAGCAGAGGGGGCCCUGCUUUGGGUACUGCAGCAGGGGCGGGUGGGCAGGGCAACCCUAGGGGCGGCAUGGUGGAAGCAAGGCGAGCAGGUACAGGUGCUGGUGCUGCCGCCGGGCAGCAGCAGCAGCAGCAGCAGCAGCAGCAGCAGCAGCAGCAGCAGCAGCAGCAGCAGCAGCAGCAGCAGCAGCAGCAGCAGCAGCAGCAGCAGCAGCAGCAGCAUCGCCAGCAGCUGACCUCAGAAACCCUGUCCUCCCCAUGGGCUGCCUCUGCGCAUCUCACACCAGUCACAGAGCAAGAUACAGACUCAGCCGUCAGCGCCCAAAUGAGCUCACAAACGAGUGCUCAAACGAGUGCCCAAGGGAGUGCCCAAGCAAGUGCGCAAGCAGCAGAGCUAGCAGCGGCGACAGCACGGCUUCAGAGGGCCAACCAGGCCAACCGCGGUGCUCCCUUCCGGCGCCAGAGCUCCGCUUCACCCAGGGACUCGCGCUGGGCUGUUGGGGUAGGGCUGGGCGGAGCAGCAGGCCCCGCGUCCAGGUUUGGGGCUAGGCUGAGCUGGGAGGGACCGAGUGAAGGGAAAGCGCGCGGGGUUGAUAGUGGCUUUGGUGGCGGGGAAGGGGGAGCGGUCGGAGGGUGGAUCGAUGGGUUGAGUGGGUUUGGAAGAGGUGGGAAUGAGGAGGCGAAGGGGAGAUUGACGGGUAGGGGUGGUGGUGGUGGUGCUUCUGGUGGUGGUGCUGGUGGUGGGAUGAGAGGCAGCGUAGGUGCUAGCAGAGCUGCUAAUUCAAGUGCUGGCUUCACUGUACCCUUGGGAGCAGCAGCAGCAGCACUGAACGCCGGUCACGCUCAUUUGAACUUGAAAAUGCGCUCACGAGCCCUACCAACCUCACAAGCCCCACCAACCGCUCCAGUUUCACCAGUCCCACCAGUCCCACCAGUCGCACCCUCACCUCUGCCCUUUCCUCCGCCCUCUCCUCUGCCCCCCGCCCACCCUCGAUACCCCGUCGCCUCUCCGCCUCCCAGGCUCGCCCGCGGGGAAAGCAGCAGGGAGGCAGUAGCGACGGCGCUCUUGCGGAUGGAAGAUGGAGAGAAGAGGGAUAAGAGGGUGAGGUGGGUGAAGAGGGAGAGGUGGGAGAAGAGGGGUGACUGA
Molecule: messenger RNA, 5130 nt
Organism: Closterium sp. Naga37s-1
Lineage: Eukaryota; Viridiplantae; Streptophyta; Zygnematophyceae; Desmidiales; Closteriaceae
Source: the annotation of a GenBank genome assembly